Messenger RNA from Papaver somniferum (opium poppy), 378 nucleotides. Its product is annotated as H/ACA ribonucleoprotein complex subunit 1-like. The record is from RefSeq and is a predicted model, not a curated record. NCBI's taxonomy places the organism in Eukaryota, Viridiplantae, Streptophyta, Magnoliopsida, Ranunculales, Papaveraceae. The coding region runs from base 1 to 378 and encodes 125 amino acids. The transcript is spliced from 2 exons.
AUGGACAGUCUUUGCAAAGCUUCCAGGUGGAAAGAAACACAAAUUACGGGAUGUGUUGCUCUUAUCCAGCAACGACUCGGAAACUCCCCCCGUGAACAAGUUCAAUCUAAGCAAGGAAAAGGCGGUCGAGGUGGUAGAUGUGAAAAAGGUGGUCGUGGUCGAGGUGAAAAAGGUGGCCGUGCUGGAAUAAGUGCAAAAGAUGGUCGUACUGGAACAAGUUCUCGGGGUGGACGUGGUGGAGGUAAAAAGACUCCAAUUCAAGGUGGCAGCGGUCGAGGUAAAAAAUCUAGAGGUGUAGAACAAGUUGUGGAACAUGAGCAAGAUGACGAUUUGGAUGCUUUUAUGCACUCGUCUUCGAAUGAGGCAUCAAGUGAAUGA